Messenger RNA from Nomascus leucogenys (northern white-cheeked gibbon), 394 nucleotides. RefSeq names its product ATP synthase F(0) complex subunit j, mitochondrial. Gene Ontology annotation, cellular component: mitochondrion. Lineage: Eukaryota; Metazoa; Chordata; Mammalia; Primates; Hylobatidae. The record is from RefSeq and is a predicted model, not a curated record.
UGAAUUGGCUGCGGGUUUGUGGUGCGCUCUGAGCCGUCUGUCCUGCGCCAAGAUGCUUCAAAGUAUUAUUAAAAACGUAUGGAUCCCCAUGAAGCCCUACUACACCCAAGUUUACCAGGAGAUUUGGAUAGGAAUGGGGCUGAUGGGCUUCAUCGUUUAUAAAAUCCGGGCUGCUGAUAAAAGAAGUAAGGCUUUGAAAGCUUCGGCGCCUGCUCCUGGUCAUCACUAACCAGAUUUACUUGGAGUACGUGUGAAAGAAAAUGUCAGUCUGCCUGUAAAUUUAAGCAAGCCGUGUUAGACGGGGAGCGUGGAAUGUCACUGUACACUUGUAUAAGUACCGUUUACUUCAUGGCAUGAAUAAAUGGAUCUGUGAGAAAAAAAAAAAAAAAAAAAA